This is a messenger RNA of Dermatophagoides pteronyssinus (European house dust mite), 1985 nucleotides long. RefSeq lists its product as uncharacterized. NCBI's taxonomy places the organism in Eukaryota, Metazoa, Arthropoda, Arachnida, Sarcoptiformes, Pyroglyphidae. The record is from RefSeq and is a predicted model, not a curated record.
UCAUUGGUCAUCAUCAUGAAAUCCAGAACAUUAAUCUGGUUGUCAAUAACCAUCUCAUUGUUGGUAUUGUCGAUUGAUUUAAUUCAAUGCAAUGAAUCGUCAACUAAUAAUGAUGAACAUUUGAUUGAAUUGAAUGAUCAAUUAAAAUCGGUCGCAAUUGACCUGUUGAAACAAUCAUCGAAUCAAACUUUUGUUGCAGAAUUAUUGGCAAAUCAAAAUGCGGCUGCAACGCAGAUACAAUCAUAUCCUUCGAUGGAUGAAUCGAUUGGUAAAGUUUACAAACAAAUGACCCAAUCACAGAUUGAAGCAUUACAAAAUGAAUUACAACUUCAUGAUCAUUUCAUUUAUGAACCGAUACGGGAAAAAUGUACACAAAUUCAGAUAGAAUUUGAAAAAUCUUCCGAUGAUUAUGAUCAAACGCGUGAUAUUUAUCGAUUGGAAAGAGAUUUUCUUGACACUGGUGAUCAAUUAGUAUCAUUACAAAAAAUGGUGAUUCGAAUAAUUAAUUCAAAAUUGGAACAACGUUUGCGGCAACCAAAACAACAACAACAACCAGAACGACAAUCAUCAAUGAAAAAUAAUUAUGGAAUUGGUCAGGAUAUUUUCGAUCAAUUUGAUUAUCUUUGUCGAUCAUUUUUUGGUAUUCCAUUUUCAAACUUUAAAACAUCAACAUUUACACCGAUCAAUCAACUUUUGGCUCUUACGGAACGGCUACAAAUGGUCGACGCUAUACGUUUACCAACAAUGACCAAUAAUGAUGACGAUAAUGGAGGAACAUCGAAUUUGAAUGGUUUAUCAGCACUAUUACAUCGUUUACGACACACAUAUUAUCUAUAUCGUAUGGCAACAUAUUCUAAUCAAAUUAUGGAUACAUUUUAUUUGAAACCAUUAGCAUAUCAAGCAACACUUGGCCUAGUUGAUACUGUUGGUUAUUUAACAUGGUCAGAUCCAUCCAAUAAUUUAUUACUAUCACAAUUACGAUUUUUGAUACAAUUAUUUAGCGGCAAUCUUCAAUUGAAUAUUUUUGCUCAGCCAAAUUUGAUCAAACAACAAUCAUCAUCAGCUAAAAAUUUGAUUGAUCCAAAUCAAUUAAAACAAUUGAUACAAACCCUAAAACAACAUGAACAAAAACAACGUGAUCAAAUUGAACAAAAUCGUUUACGUUCAAUGAUGGAAAAAUUAAUGGAUAAUCAACAACGACAACAAUCACAAAUUGAUAAAAUUCUACAUCAUUUAGCAUCAUCAAAACAUGAUUUAUCAACAACAACAACAACAACUACCACUACAGCGAUGGAAAAACCAAAAAAACAUCCAUAUCAUCAUCAGUCGAGUACAACAACGAUCAAAGCUGGCCAUUCUAAAGCGGAGAUAACCACAACAACAACCUUACGGCCAUCCGAAUCAAUAGUGAAAGGUGGUGAUACAUUAACUCAGCUUAAACAACAGAGAAAACUAUUGAAUGAUUUGCUGCAAGAACUUCAAAAACCAUUGAAUCAUACAGAUCGAUUUGCUUGUUGUUCAUCACAUUCCAAACCACCAUCAAUGAUAAAACCAUCAAUGCCAAACGAUAAACAAAAACCAAUUCACAAUUAUAAACAAAAACCACAACAGGAUUUAGGACAAACACAACAAGCAUUGAUGACAAUAAUGCAAAAUAUAACACCAUUAAUCAAUGUUAUGGCACAAUCACAAAUGAUUCGUCCAUCGAAAUUAGAUCAAUCUAGAUUGGAUUUAUUAUCAAUUGUACAAUCCAUUAAUAAUAAUCAACAAAUAUUAUUGGAUUCAUCAUCAUCCAUUCUGGAUUUCACUGCUCCAUUCAAUGUAAUGACUAAUCUGGCCAAACGAUUACAACAAAUAUUGGAUGGUUUUAUUAACGAUCUAACUCCUCUAACAGCAAUUCGUUGAUAAUCCUCUUUUCUAGUAAAUUCUAUUAUAUUUACCGUUACCUUUUUUUCCAUUUAAUAUUUGAUUUGUUUUUUUAAGUA